Salarias fasciatus (jewelled blenny) is the source of this 931-nucleotide messenger RNA. RefSeq names its product chemokine (C-C motif) ligand 25a (gene ccl25a). The transcript has 5 exons. Bases 97 to 396 code for a protein of 99 amino acids. Gene Ontology annotation, cellular component: extracellular region. Gene Ontology annotation, biological process: immune response. Lineage: Eukaryota; Metazoa; Chordata; Actinopteri; Blenniiformes; Blenniidae. The record is from RefSeq and is a predicted model, not a curated record. Gene Ontology annotation, molecular function: chemokine activity.
CAGACUGGCUGUAUAAGAGCGUCUUGCUGCUGCAGGUAGGAAGACAGAAGACAGACAGAACAGUGGGAGCAACAGCUGCAUCCUCCAGACUUCACCAUGCGGUUCAGCGCGACUCUCUGCCUGCUCGUCCUCUCGUGUCUCUGCCUGGCACUGGCACAAGUGUCCUACCCUGACUGCUGCCUGAAAUACGUGACAAAGAUGUCCCACCGGAUCAAGAAGCACGCUGUCGACUACACAGACCAGAGGCUGACCGGAGAAUGCAACAUCGCCGCUGUCAUCUUCACCAUGAGGAGGGGCCGCAAGGUCUGCACCGACCCCCGAGAACAGUGGGUACAGAAGCUGAAGAAGAAGAUCGACGACUGGAAGGAAAGAAAUUCCAGACACGGGAAGAAUUAACUGUCGUAAACUGGGAGUGAGGCUUCCGCAACUCUUCCCUCCGUCCCCUGCAAUCUUAUCAAGAAGAAGAUUUAUGGCUGCUUUAUGCUGUCUUACAGGAAAGCAAGCGAAUUCUACCAUCGAGGCAGCUUUGCAGCGAUACUUUUGCUUUCUCUCUCGACUGACUUGAGGGUCCGACGCUCGUGUGCAGCGUUGCACCAGGAAGCAUUUUGGUUUUUCAGGCUUGGACCCUCGAAGCUGAGUGGCGACCGCACACAGAAACCCUUCAGUGUGCUUUGAUGAAAGUGUCUUCUUGCCUUCACUGAGCUGUUUAACCGUGUAAUAGGUAAUGGAGUGUAUAAUAUAACCUCUACAUGUAGCAUUUGGAAAAGUUAUUUCUUCUGAGAAUUUUUCUGUAAAGUGUAAAAGUUUUAGUUUUCAUGUAAAUAGCAAAGAAAAAACCGGUGAUUUCUGAAAUCUCUGAGAAAGCUGAUCUUUGCUUACAUUAGAGGGUUUAUCAACAUACAUUUGUGUUAAUAAAAAAAUUUCAACUUUG